Molecule: messenger RNA, 446 nt
Organism: Aspergillus fijiensis CBS 313.89
Lineage: Eukaryota; Fungi; Ascomycota; Eurotiomycetes; Eurotiales; Aspergillaceae
Exons: 1
Coding region: 95-355 (86 amino acids)
Source: RefSeq, a predicted model, not a curated record
UCCCUCCUUCCCAGCGUCCCAUCGUCUCGAUCUGAAUUAUUGAGUCUUCCCAAUCGGCCGGAUGAGACAGCAUCAAGCCGUCAGCUAGUCUAGAAUGAAGAAGAGAUUAGCUGUCCGACUUCCGACCGUCCGAUCGUGUAUCGACCCGACCCAUUUCGGUCGCUCCCCUCCUCUUCCGUUUUUCUUUGGUAAUCUCCAAUCCGGUUUUUUUUUUCUGUCCUGUGGAUUCGGGAUGGCGGUCGUCUCCCGGAUCUACAGUGGGGUAGGAUCAGGAGAAAGGGGGGAAGAAGAAGGGGAGACUCGGGAGAGUAAAUACGGCGAGUCAGUGACUCGCUGGCUUCUGAGUGAAUCUUAGCUAGCCUACUAGCUAACUACUGGCAAGUUUUGCAUGACAGACCGGCCGGCCGGCUGACCGACAGCUACGCUUGCAUUAGUUUCUCAGAUCG